This is a messenger RNA of Anguilla rostrata (American eel), 4815 nucleotides long. RefSeq names its product transglutaminase 2, like (gene tgm2l). Gene Ontology annotation, molecular function: protein-glutamine gamma-glutamyltransferase activity. The record is from RefSeq and is a predicted model, not a curated record. Gene Ontology annotation, biological process: peptide cross-linking. The transcript is spliced from 13 exons. The coding region runs from base 128 to 2182 and encodes 684 amino acids. Lineage: Eukaryota; Metazoa; Chordata; Actinopteri; Anguilliformes; Anguillidae. Gene Ontology annotation, cellular component: mitochondrion.
UCUUCAGCAAUAUAAACGGAAGGUUCAAAUGGAUUCAGUAGGAAAGAGAGAGAGAAGGAGAGGACGCAGCUGAAAAAGGAGAGAGAGAAAUCAGCUAACACACACGGACCCACACAGGAGCCACAGGAUGACAGAUCGCAGCGACGUGUUCAGCGGGGUGGACCUGCAGUGCAGGGUGAACAACCGAGCCCACCGCACAGAGGAGAUGGAUGCGGAGCGCCUGCUGGUCCGCAGGGGACAGCCCUUCUCCCUGGUUCUGCAGUGCACCGGGGCCCCGCCCCAGCCUCCCAGACACCGGCUCGCCCUCGUCCUGCACCUCGGUAAGCAGAGUGAGGUCGUGGUGAAGGUGUCAGACUCGCGUGUUUGGGGGCGGGGCCAGUGGUGGUUCAGCCAGCAGAGGGCACAGAGUGAGCUGCUCCUGACGGUGCACAGCCCAGCGGACGCACCUGUGGGGCUGUACAGCAUGACGGUGGUGCUGCUGUCCCCAGAUGGGCAACUCCAGCAGAAGACCCCUGUUGGGCACUUCUACCUGCUCUUUAACCCCUGGUGUAAAGGUGAUCCAGUGCACCUCCCUGAUGAGGAGCAGCUUCAGGAGUACAUUCUCAAUGAAAACGGGGUUCUGUAUCAAGGCUCCUGGGACCAUAUCCGCACACUACCCUGGAACUUUGGGCAGUUUGAAAAGGGCGUGGUGGAUAUCUGUUUUGAGAUCCUGGACAACUCCCCUGCAGCGCUGAAGAACCCGGAGAUGGACAUGGCCAAUCGCGGCGAUCCGGUUUACGUGAGCAGGACCGUGACAGCAAUGGUGAAUGCUAAUGAUGAUCGGGGUGUGGUCUCGGGUCGUUGGGACGGGGAGUAUUCGGACGGGGUGGCGCCCACGCGGUGGACGGGCAGUGUGCCCAUCCUGCGACGCUGGAGCGAGGACGGGGCCCAGAGGGUGCGCUACGGCCAGUGCUGGGUGUUCUCCGGGGUGGCGUGCACAGUCCUCCGCUGUCUGGGCAUCCCCACCCGCUGUGUCACCAACUACUCCUCAGCCCACGACACGGACGGAAACCUCGCCAUCGACUACUGGUACAAUGAGCAACUGGAGAGUGUGUCAAUGGGCAGGAAGGACAUGAUAUGGAACUACCACUCCUGGGUGGAGUCAUGGAUGGGUCGCGAGGACUUGCCCAAGGGUUAUGAUGGGUGGCAGGUACUGGACCCCACGCCUCAGGAGAGAAGUGAUGAGGUGUACUGCUGCGGGCCCUGCCCGGUGCGGGCGAUAAAGGAGGGGGAGGUGGGGGUGAAGUACGACGCCACGUUCGUGUUCUCAGAGGUGAACGCAGACCUGGCCACUUGGAUUGUGCACCCAGACGGCCAGCGCUCCCAAGUCUCUGUCAACCAGAGGACCAUCGGCCGCAACAUCAGCACCAAGAGCAUAUAUGGAGACUGGAGAGAGGACAUCACUGAUCUCUACAAAUACCCAGAGGGUUCGACGAAAGAGCGGGAGGUGUACGAGAAGGCGGGGCGGAGGGUGGCACAGCUGGACGGGGAGGAGCAGCAGCAGCUGGAGCUGUCCAUCAGGCACGCCCAGGCGGUCCACGGCACGGACUUCGACGUGAUCGUGGAGGUGCGGAACACGGGCGAGGUGGACACGCCCGCCCGGCUCACCAUCAGCUCCAACGCCGUCACCUACAACAGCCUCCACCUGGGCGAGUGCCAGAAGAAGAGCGCCAGCCUCACGGUGCCAGCGCAGAAGGUCCUCAAGGAGGUGCUAAGGCUGCGGUAUGACCACUACGGCUCAUGUGUGUCUGAGCAUCACGUGAUCAGGGUUACUGCCCUGCUGCUGGCAAACAACCACCAUGACAUCAUCCUGCAAGAGGUCAACAUUCCUCUGAGCAUGCCCCAGCUUGUGGUGAAGGUCCUGGGAGAGGCGGUUGUGUCUCGCAAGGUGACCGCCCAUAUUACAUUCACCAAUCCGCUGCCUGUCUCCCUCCGAGGGGGCGUGUUCACUGUGGAAGGGGCCGGACUCACCAGAGCAAAGGAAAUCCCAGCGCCAGGGGACAUUUCACCAGGUCAGGAGGUCAUGGUCAAGAUCUCCUUCAGGCCCACUCGUCCAGGCCUCCGGAAGCUUCUGGUGGACUUUGAUGCAGACCGGCUGAGGGACGUCAAGGGCAUAGCCACUGUGAUUGUCCGCAAAAAGUGAAAGGAGAAAGACCUGAAGCCACAAGGAGCCCAGACUGAGAAAAUGUGUUCAAUACAAACUGUAUAUUUGUGUUCAAUACAAACUGUAUAUUUGUAUAUCUAUAAAACUUUCCGUUGUGUACUGUAUAUCACAACCGGACUUGAGAAAUGCACUCAGUUGCUGCCAUGGAGAUUAUCCAGUUCUUAUAAAUGUGGUGUAAAAGAUCCAGAUUUGUCCAAGCCUAGCUAGAACCCAGAUUUCGCAUUGAAUUAGUCAAAGAUUUGUCACUGUAAUAGUCUGUGAAUUCGAACCACUGUUUUUUCCUAAUUCUUUUAUUAUAUUAAUAAAAAUGUAUUGCAUGAUGUACUGGAGUUUUUGAGCCUGAGAAUGCUUACGCCCAUAUGACUAACUUGCACUUUAGAUGAUUUCCUUCACCUUCUUUAAAACUACAGUAAGUAUUAAAUUCCUAUUGCACAUUCAUUGCUGUUAAGUGAAAUGGUGAAAAUGUAACGGUUAUUUCCAGACAGUGUUUCAUCAUCCCAUGUAACAUUCUUUUAUCAUCUUGUUAACGCUAAAUCUGUUGACAUGCUGCAUUUUGCAUACUGUUUUUGUAAAUAGAGUCUGCAUUUAAAAAGCUGCAUUCAGUUCCUCGCGACUACAUACAAAUGGCAAUUAAAAGUACAACGUCCAUGUAUUAUUUAUUAACAAAAGCAUAUUAAACAUCAAAUGUGAAGCAUUGAAUUUAUAUAAAAACGCGCAAGCAAGCGAGUCCAAAACAAGCCUGUCAGUUCUCAGGUGGUGGUGCCUUUCUACGCACGGACUUGAUCAAGGCUUGCUGGACAACUGGAUACAGCUUGUGGCAUCCCUCGAUGCAGACGCGCACGGCUUCAACCAGCGUGUCCUCUCUCAUCUCCCCGUCUGACUGCAAGCCUGACACCUGGUUCAGAGUGGGCAACAGCGCCACCGUAACGCUGCCCUGGUUUUCCCCGUUGCUGGUGACCCAGCUGCCGCUCUCCUCUGGAAAAGUAGGGUCGAUAAGAUAGGUGUCUCCGUCCUGUCGGAGCGAGCAACCUAGUACCAGGUCGUACAUCUCGAUACCGGCGUCAGCGAGCGCCAUGGAAGCACAGGUAACCGCGUGGGCAAGAACUGAGCCGUCGUUUUCCAGGAUCAUCACGUUGACUUCUAUCUGCGAGCGCGGAUACUUGUGCAGGCACACCCCUGGCCGCAGGCCCUCCAGCAAGGCAUGGGACAGGUCCUUCUCCUCACUGCCCUGGAUCCACGCGCCCCUCUUCUGGCAGGAGAACGGGGCUAAUCUAAAGUCACAUAACAGCCGCCCUGAAUUCAUAUCCGUCUCGUCCUUUCUCUCGGUUUCCCGAGGGCCGUACACUGAACAGAUCAGUUUCGUGUUCCCCGCUUCUAUGUACGCAGACCCCUUGGCUUGGCUGACCAGACCGCAUCGUGCGAAUACCGGCCGCACGUCUGUCUGCCCUCGCUGUCGGCCAUCCCCUCGACUUUCCUUCGAGAAUACUUUCUUAGCGCUUUCAGGGAUAAAAAGCAAAGGAGACUGUGAUUCUUCCGGACCCCGCACUCUUUUUGUAUCGACCGGCAUGAUAAACUAAAGCAAGUAAAGCAUGCAACAAGCGACAUACAAAGAUGGAGUGCGAUACGUUACGUCAGCGCAGUAUUGGGCUGAUGGGAGGUGAAGUCCACAGAAAGCAGCUAUGUAAAACGUAUUGUACAAUUGGGACUUCAACUCCCGAAAGCCUCUAUGUGAAACUUUUUUUUUGAGUUUAUAAGAAUAUCUGGAAGAACGGUGCAUUACCACCAUCCAGUGUUGGUUCUACCCUCAGUUGAUACUUUUUCAAAACAGUGGUUAGAGAGCUAAACCGGUUUGUUUUUGUUCGGAUUCUGUUGAAAAUAUGUAACUAGAGUCUAGCAGAUUACUUAUACACACACCAACUUCCCGUUUGUCCUUCUGUGUAGGUGAUGUGUGUGUGUGUGUGUGCGUGAGAGAGAGAGAAAAAUGUUUAGUUACUUCAUUUUUGUAUUAUUAUUGCACAAUCCAGAUUACAUUUAAUCUAUCACUACCCAACACUGUAUAUCGGUAAUUCUGGGGCAAAACGGAGCCUUUUUAACAUUGACCUCUUGGAUCUUUCUGAUAUUUGACACCCAUAAUGUAACCUUGGAACAAUUACCAUUGGCAACUUUUGAGAAACACAUAAUCAUUAAUACAGUUGGGAUGAAGUGCCCAUUUUCUCUCUACAGUUUGACAAUCGUGAAUGGUAAAACAAUAUCUUGGUCUCAUUGUAAUCACAAAGACUUGUUAUACAACAUUCUUUGCAUUAAUCUGUUCCCGGAACUACUCCUCCACAUUAUUUAAUUAGCUCAAUCAUAUUUUAUCUUAUAGUUGCAUAAGCACAACAUACUGCAAGUGUAUUUUAAAUAUUUUACUGUGCUCAAGUACAGGAGUGAACCAGUGUAUAGAGCUAUCAGAAAAGUAAAUUUAAGAUAACUGAUUGGAACAAAAAUCAGGACUGUAGUUGUGCAUCAUUACUGUAACCAGUCAACCUCCCCUUGUAACAGUACUAUACAACAAAACGUAGAAGACAUCCCACUCUGUGAAUUGGCAUGUGUAUACUCUGGACUGUGUAGAA